AAUGUAACCUUGAUUCAAGGUUGAUUCAACGUCGAUAUGGUUGACAGCUAGUUGAGUCGAUAAGAAAGUUGAUAUUACUGCAAUAUCAAUCAUCCAAUCAGAUGAAGUGCAACGUUGAUUCAACGUUGAUCUCUUUAACCGAAGUCUAACUCGUUAUGAACCAAUCCUGAUUAGGUUUAACGAUUUAAGUUUCGGUUAUUAAAGUGAGUUGUGGAAUCUGGCCUAAAUGAUUCAAUUUAUAAUCGCUUAAAAAAUUCUUGCGGGCCCGUGAUUGAACAGCGCGUCAGAAAAGCUAUAACACACCUUUCACAUUGCUUGAUUCGGCAAUUGGUAAAAUCUUUCGAUGUGUGUGUUAUACCCUUAAGUUGCGUUGCUACGAUCGUAGAUCGGGGGUAAUGUAUGAUAUAUAUGUAUGACCAUCCGUUAGAGUGAAUGCGCACGUUGCGGAUAUUGCUUUUAUGUUACAAGUGUAUUAUCGCAUUUUUAAUUAUCACAAUGGAUAUUGACGUUACUAAGCGGUUUGUCGUUUUGAAAUUUAUAAAUGAAGAUGUUGAUUGCGACGAGGAAGACGAUUCUUUAUUUGAAGUUGGUCUUAUUAAAUGGCUAAAACAAUUAGAUGAAGAAACAAAUGCAAAAAUUUCUUGGCCUCCUAAAUCUGAGCAGAGUACUGCAAUUAAAAAAGAAAUAGAUGCACUUCCUUCAUGGCCGAUAUAUAAUGUUACUGUUUUAAAAUGUUAUGAUACACUUUUGGCUGCACGAAAUGCACGAAAUGGAUAUAUUAUGUCGUCUAAUUAUGAAACAGAGUGUGAAUUUGGUCGUGGUAAACGUAAAAAAAUUAAGCGGCAGUUUGCAUGUGAUGAAUCUCUCUCGACAAAAGUGACAAAAAAGAAGAAAUUUAAAAAUAUUUCAACUUCUGAUGAUUCAGAUUUUGAUAGAGAUGAUAGUGCUAUAAAAAAAUAUAAAUUUAAACAUGCUCCUUCUCCGCCACUUAUCUUGUUUCGAUCAGAAAAUAAUAAAGUAAAACAAUAUCAAAACAAUAUUAUCACAGAUAGCAAAACAAAAAAAUUUGAAAGAUUACAGAAAAAUAAACAAUUAGAAAAAAAAAUGACGCAAUCAAAUAUAUCUGAUGAAAAAUCAUCAUCUUCAAUAUGCACUUCUCCAUCAGAAUUACGUCAAAAGAGUCCAGUUACUUCACAUGUGACAGCUGUAACUACACCGAGUUCAUCUUGUAGAUCAAAAAUUAGUAGCAAAUUAGAUAUGAUUACUAUGAAUUUAUGCAGAUUAAAUCGCUUUCUUCUACCACAUGAGAAAAGAAUAAUAAGACCAGCAGAUCUUCCAGCACUUCCAUUGACAACAGAGGAAGAAUUAGAAAAAUUUGAAAAAUAUUUAACGAAAGAUGAUAAUGCUGGUGCAACUAUUUGUUACAUGAGUCAAAUUAUUGGUCCUAAAGACAAUAUUAAGGAAGCUACAUAUAAAGUACUAAGGAAACUUAUUUCAAACACAUUGGCAGCAGACUUUACUUUAAAAAGUGGUAAACAUUUAUCCAAAAAAUGUUUCGAAAAGCUGAUGCUGUAUGAAGUUGUUCAAGGUGCCAUUUUAGACAAAAGGCCAGAAACAGAAAUCCCAGAGAUUGAUGCAGCUACUUCACUGUGGCUAAAGCAAGCACCUUGGCGUCGCCAAGAUGACGGCAGUAUGGGGAAAAGAAUAAAAAAAUAAGAUUAUUUUUGUGUUUCUUUUGUUUUAAAAUUUGACGAUUUUUUUAUUGUCAUUUGACGAUUUUUAUAGCAUAUUUAUGGCUGAACUAUGCUCUGCUCUAUAUUUAAAACAACAAAAUGUCUGCGACAAAAAUAUCUAUUUUUUUAUGC
This is a messenger RNA of Nylanderia fulva, 1865 nucleotides long. NCBI's taxonomy places the organism in Eukaryota, Metazoa, Arthropoda, Insecta, Hymenoptera, Formicidae. The record is from RefSeq and is a predicted model, not a curated record.